GGUACUUCCUCCGUACAGUCAAUAUUACAUCCAGGCUGAGGCUCAGCGAUGUCAUGCUGCAGCUGCAGUAUUUACAGUCCCUGCUGCCGAACUCGUUUGAGUCAGCUGGUCACGUGUUUCUAGCUCCCAGAGGAUACUGCAAGCAUCUGCAGAUCACUGAGAAUAACCCACAGUUCCUGGCGGGCUUCCUCUCUCUGAUGGUGGAGAUCUCACCUGAAUCUGAAGACUUUUUGAGGAAUGUAUUCACCUACCACAGACGUUCUAUGCGCCACGCACGCAAGGCCCAGCUCAUUCUGCUGGCAUUUGAGAAGGAUCUCACACGCAAGUGUCAACAUGAAUGGAAAGAUAAAGUUCUUCGGAGAUUUCACUCGGAGACCCGCCUAACUAUAGAGAUCGCUAAGACAUGUGAACAACUGGGCGGCAACGUUAUCAGAACGCAAAGAAUUAUGGAGAGAAGCAUGAAGGACCCCCGUAUUGACCGUGCUGUUGCUGUGUGCAAGAAGGUAGUGAGCAGCUUCUCUUUCAGUUGGAAGAGGAGGAGAGACCUGGCCACAGCGCAGCAAGAGCUAAAUCUCGCGGCACACCAGCUCAUCAGUGAGUCUCCUACCAGGUGGGGAUCCCGAGAGAAGAUGAUUGAGUGGGUACUGGAGCAGUAGCAAGCUAUUUCUCAAGUCUUGGCUGCAGACAAGAAAACCCAGCAUCUCGUUCUCACCUGGCAAGACCUGGAAGUUCUAGAGUCAGUGCACAAGGCUCUCAAACCUCUCCUGGAAUUCACCAACGCUCUAUCCGGUGAGAGCUAUAUCACAGUGUCCUAUGUCAAGCCUGUUCUCCAUCUCUUCCAGUCCAGCCUCUUGGCAGGUCAGGAGAAUGACACCCCACUGACCCAGUCUAUCAAAGUCUCCAUCCUGGAUUACCUGAGGGAGAAGUAUUCUGAUCCUUCCACUAACGACCUGCUGGACAUGGCAGGCUUAGUGGAUCCCAGGUCCAAGAUAACAUACUGCACAGAAAAAAAGGUGGAUGCCAUCAAGAGCAGAGCCAUAACCGAGAUGGAGGCAAUGAUCUAUGAGACUGACC
Molecule: messenger RNA, 1074 nt
Organism: Cyprinus carpio (common carp)
Lineage: Eukaryota; Metazoa; Chordata; Actinopteri; Cypriniformes; Cyprinidae
Exons: 5
Coding region: 54-656 (200 amino acids)
Cellular component (GO): voltage-gated calcium channel complex
Molecular function (GO): voltage-gated calcium channel activity
Source: RefSeq, a predicted model, not a curated record